CGGGCCGGGCCGGGCCGGGGCGGGGCGGAGCGGAGCGGAGCGGCCAUGGCGGCGGGCAGCGCCAUCCAGAUCCCCAGCCGGCUGCCGCUGCUGCUCACCCAGGAGGGCGUCCUGCUGCCCGGCUCCACCAUGCGCACCAGCGUGGACUCGCCGCGCAACAUGCAGCUGGUGCGCAGCCGGCUGCUCAAGGGCACGUCGCUGCGCAGCACCAUCAUCGGCGUCAUCCCCAACACCAGCGACCCGACCUCCGACUGCGACGACCUGCCCGCGCUGCACAGGAUCGGCACGGCUGCGCUGGCCGUGCAGGUGGUGGGCAGCAACUGGCCCAAGCCGCACUACACGCUGCUGGUGACGGGGCUGUGCCGCUUCCAGAUCCUGCAGCUGCUGAAGGAGAAGCCGUACCCCGUGGCCGAGGUCGAGCAGCUGGAUCGGCUGGAGCAGUUCACUAACCAGCAAAAGCCCGAGGAGGGGCUGGGAGAGCUGUCGGAACAAUGCUACAAGUACGCGGUGCAGCUGGUUGAGAUGCUGGAUAUGUCGGUUCCUGCGGUCGCGAAGCUGAGACACCUUUUGGACAGUCUGCCCAGAGAAGCUUUGCCAGAUAUCCUGACUUCUAUCAUCCGUACGUCCAACCAGGAGAAGCUUCAGAUUUUAGAUGCCGUUCGGCUGGAAGAGCGGUUCAAGAUGACGAUACCGUUGCUCGUUAGACAGAUUGAAGGCCUGAAGCUGCUGCAGAAAACAAGAAAGCCCAAACAGGACGACGAUAAAAGGGUUGUAGCUAUUCGUCCUAACAGAAGAAUCAAUCACAUCCCAAGCACUACAGAGGAUGAGGAGGAGGAAGAUCAGGAUGAUGUUGUCAUGCUGGAAAAAAAGAUCAGAGCAUCCAGUAUGUCAGAACAAGCCCUUAAAGUUUGUCUGAAGGAAAUAAAGAGAUUAAAGAAGAUGCCCCAGUCAAUGCCAGAAUAUGCUUUGACAAGAAAUUACCUGGAACUGAUGGUAGAAUUGCCGUGGAAUAAGAGUACCAAAGAUCGCCUGGAAAUCCGUGCAGCUCGAAUUCUGUUGGAUAAUGACCAUUAUGCUAUGGAGAAGCUGAAGAAGAGAGUUUUGGAGUACUUGGCUGUCCGGCAGCUUAAAAACAACCUCAAGGGCCCCAUUCUUUGUUUUGUGGGGCCCCCAGGAGUUGGUAAAACUAGUGUUGGGAGAUCAGUUGCCAAGACUUUGGGACGAGAAUUCCACAGGAUUGCUCUCGGAGGGGUCUGUGAUCAGUCUGAUAUUCGAGGCCACAGGCGCACGUACGUGGGCAGCAUGCCCGGCAGGAUCAUCAACGGGCUGAAGACCGUGGGGGUGAACAACCCCGUGUUCCUGCUGGACGAGGUGGAUAAGCUGGGCAAGAGCUUGCAGGGGGACCCGGCGGCAGCCUUGCUGGAGGUCUUGGAUCCGGAACAAAAUCACAGUUUCACCGAUCACUACUUAAAUGUGGCCUUUGACCUGUCCCAAGUGCUUUUCAUCGCUACAGCCAACACUACGGCUACAAUCCCACCGGCUCUGCUGGACAGGAUGGAGAUCAUUCAAGUUCCAGGAUACACACAAGAAGAAAAAAUUGAAAUUGCACAUAGACACUUGAUUCCUAAACAGCUUGAACAGCAUGGCCUGACUCCACAGCAAAUACAGAUUCCACAAGUAACCACUCUGGACAUAAUUACCAGGUACACGCGGGAGGCCGGGGUGCGCUCCCUGGACCGCCGGCUGGGCGCGAUCUGCCGGGCCGUGGCCGUGAAGGUGGCGGAGGGACAGCACAAGGACGCCAAGCCGGACCGCGCCGAGGGCGCCGACGGAGAAGAUUGCAAAGAGCACGUCGCGGAAGAUGCAAAACCAGAAUCCAUCGGUGACGCAGCCGACCUGGCUCUGCCGCCUGAGAUGCCCAUUUUAAUUGAUUUCCACGCUUUAAAAGAUAUCCUGGGACCGCCCAUGUAUGAAAUGGAGGUGUCUGAACGCUUAAGCCAGCCCGGCGUAGCGAUAGGCCUGGCCUGGACGCCGCUGGGCGGGGAGAUCAUGUUUGUGGAGGCCAGCCGCAUGGACGGCGAGGGGCAGCUCACGCUGACGGGCCAGCUCGGGGACGUCAUGAAGGAGUCGGCACAUCUGGCCAUCAGCUGGCUGCGCAGCAACGCCAAGCGCUACCAGCUCACCAACGCUUCUGGAAGUUUUGAUCUCCUUGACAACACCGACAUCCAUCUGCACUUCCCAGCUGGAGCUGUCACCAAGGACGGGCCAUCUGCGGGGGUUACCAUAGCAACGUGCCUGGCUUCGCUCUUCAGCGGGCGGCUGGUGUGCUCGGACGUGGCCAUGACCGGGGAGAUCACGCUGCGGGGCCUGGUUCUGCCCGUCGGGGGAAUCAAAGACAAAGUCCUGGCUGCGCACCGGGCGGGCCUGAAGAGAAUCAUCAUCCCUCGGAGAAACGAGAAGGACCUGGAAGAGAUCGCGGUGAACGUGCGGCAGGAUUUGACGUUCGUCAUGGCGAGCUGUCUCGACGAGGUUCUCAACGCGGCUUUCGACGGAGGGUUUGCAGUUCAGCCCAAAGGCGAGCGUUUGAAUAGUAAACUCUAAGCAGACAAGCUGAGAUUAGGUCUGUAUCCCAUUUAAUAGAGAUCAGUAACUAUCAGCUGUGUACGCAUCAAGUAGAACGAUGAGCUAAAGGUGAUUGUUUCAAUGCGGGUGCAAAACGCAAUCGAAAUACAAAGCAGUUGGCAACCUGAAAACACAUCUAAGAGGCAUUUGCUGCUUUUUAUCUUGAAAAUAAUAAUCUUUUCCUGAUAGAUUUGAGCAUAAGAGAGUGAAAGCUGUUAGAAAUCAUUCAUGUCAGCAGCUGGUUACACCUCGAAAGAGGACAAACCCACAAACAGAAUAAUACACAAUUCCAUGAGCUCUAUUCAGAGGACACAAAUGGCAGCAAACGCAGCACGGCCAGAGUCCAAUAGAUGGGGUUGUUACCAAAAAGCAAACUGAUUCAGCACAGAGUUCACUGAUUUAGGAAAUAGUGUUCGAUAUGCCAGGGAGCAAAAGCAUCACAGGAUAAACAAGGGGGUUGCAAUCAAAAAUAAUGCAGCUUGACUCUGGGAUGCCUGCGGUCACAGUUCAGCCUCUGAGAAUUAAAUCCACUUAAAUGCCAAGAAAAUACUGGAUCAAUAAUCGCAGUCUGUGAGUCACGAGGUUUAUGGAAGCGCAUCAGCGUCCGUCUCGGCUCCGAGGACGUCACUGAAGAUGGAAAUGCAAACUUGUGGAAGAUGCUGGAGUUCUUCGCUGGGUUUUAUGGGGUCAACCACAAAAGAAGACGCAGGAUGUUACAAUUGUCGCGCUCUCGUUCUGACACAAACCGUGCUUAUGACAUGUAAAUUGUAGCAGUGACAAAAGCCUAAUCUAGAACAGCCUAAAAUCAAAAUAACAGCUUGUUUUGCUUUCAUUUCCAUAGAUAGCAAGCUGAUUUACCUGGAACAUAAUAGCACUGAUAAGUAAAAAAUGCAGUGGGUAUUUCUGCACCUGCUUUACAAAGAUUUUACAACUUUAACAGAAGGCUUCAUCUAAUAAAAAGAUCAAAAUAAAA
Molecule: messenger RNA, 3595 nt
Organism: Columba livia (rock pigeon)
Lineage: Eukaryota; Metazoa; Chordata; Aves; Columbiformes; Columbidae
Gene: LONP2
Product: lon peptidase 2, peroxisomal
Exons: 15
Coding region: 46-2601 (851 amino acids)
Biological process (GO): protein processing; protein targeting to peroxisome; protein catabolic process
Cellular component (GO): peroxisomal matrix
Molecular function (GO): serine-type endopeptidase activity; ATP hydrolysis activity; ATP binding
Source: RefSeq, a predicted model, not a curated record